AUGACUUCAUUACAAGAAAAGGCCGACGCGGUCAAGACUGCUCUUACGUCAACCACAACAUGCACAACUGCUACCGUCGUGACGCUCAAAGAGCUGCUGCUACCCGAUGCAGAUGACUCCACGACUUCCUCGACGACCACUUCGCGAACGACUUCCAGGGCGGCGUCUAACACCAAGACAAAAAGGGCUGCUGCUAGCAAGGCUCAAACAACAAAGUGCAGCGGCGAACAGCUCACCUCAAAAGAGCGUGCUGCUCUUGCAACGCAUGUUAUUAACAGUUGCAUCAAGUCCCUCAACGAAAUAGCGAAACCCACGAUUCCCCCGACUCCCAGCCGACGACAAGCAUCUCAGAGCGACUUGAAGAAAGCCUCCGGACCCAGAACACUACGCAGAUCCCUUUCCGCGCCGUUAUCACCAAUGCAACCCCGAACCCUGAAUCGAGUAGCGACAUCACCCAGCACCACCUCGAAGACAGCGUCACAGCCAGCGUCUCAAUCCUCAACAUGUCUGUCCAUCAUCGAAUGUGCGCGCGUCGCUUUCACCUGUCUUCGAUCUAUCGUGGGCCCUAUUCAAACUACACAAACAGAUUUUCAACUAGAAAAUGGAAUGUCGGCGUUCAUUAGCAAGCUUCUAGUUCUUGGAUUUCAGGAUCAAGCACUUAAGGAGCUAAGGAUCUUGAAGCGAAGACUGGAUACUGGAGUUAACAGGACAAUAAAACCGGCAUCUACAGAAGGACAAACAGCCGCACAGGUUAUUGCAGAUUUACUCGACUACGGCGACAACGUUCCCGAAACAUUUCUACCUGUUGUUACGGGGUGCCAAGUCCAAGUCUUGCGAUGGAUUUCUCAUUCCAAAAAGCCAAGUCAUGUUGAGGCUGCACUACCAUUCUUUGAGGAAUCACAUGUUUCUUCCACCAUCAAGCUUUUUGAGAGGAUGGGGGCUCGAAAUGAAAAAGAGGCACAGAAGACGGCUCGACAACUAGCUUCGUUAUCUCAGACAUUACUAUCGUUGGCGCCCAGCGUCUCCAGCAAGGAAGAUCAGGUUGCGACAGAAUUGAGAUUAAGCCCAUCUCCUACCUCAGCCUUCAAGUUACAAGUGCUGUGUUUCAAGGUCCAGCUCAUAUGGUGGGAAAUGGCUGGCCAUCGUGGUAACAUUGACGACGAUAUUCUCUCUCCGUUCUCUCGAUGUGUACGAGCUUAUACCCGCCGACACCCACCUACGAAUGGGCCAACAUACGAAACGAUUGCUGCCUCUUUUCGGGAUCUCAUGGACCUAAUUGGGUCCCAAAAGUCACAAGCCAAAACUUCAUCCGACUCUCCCCUUACUCUGCUCUAUCAGCUUCUGGGCGUUGCUGCUCAAACAGAUCGCCAAUACGAUGCAGCGUGCCAGUGGUUCCAAACAUUGAAGGAUUUACUCGACGCUGAACAGGAAUCGGCAAUUCGCGUAUUUUCAGUGUCGGCACGUCUGCUUGCUGCCUUGUUGAAACAAUCCCGGUUUGACGCAGAUACGAAACAGCUUAUUCAAGAACUCAUAGAGAGCCUCGAUGGGACCUUGAGUGGCAACGCCACCGAUCUAAAUGAGUUGCUGGAGAGUCUUUCCCUCGCUCGACGGUCAGCUGUUGGACUUCUGGUGAGUAACUCGAAUGGAGCAAAGGCAAAGGAGAACACCGGGUCGAUUCUGGAACACAUGAAGACGUUCAUUACGAAGUUUCCGCGAUUCAGUCGCCGUUGGCUGGGAGCUGCCCCAGGAAAGGACUCCUCGGCCAAAGCCCUUCUACAAUUCGACCAACGAAGAGAGGUUCUGAUGCAGACGAUCAAUCAGAUUAUUGACGGCGCAUUGGUGGUUCUCAAUGGCGACAUUCAAUCCGACUCGAUCACCUGGAAGCAAAUGGAUGAGGUUUUAAGGGACUGCAGCAAAUUAGUUGAUGGUGUCCUCGACCCAACUAUUUCGAGAUCACGAACAGAGCAGCUCAGCGGCUAUUUCGUCAAGAUCUCCAGCUUGUACUUUGCCAGGUACAACCACUUGCGCAAGGACCUUGGAAAAAACAAGCUUAUCAACAAAGAGAUUCUCCAGUGUUUGAGUCGCUCUAUUGAAAUGAUUCAGGACCGGCCUAUUGCUCAACAAGAGAAGGCUCAAAUAUCCAUAAAGCUGGAGUUGUUUGCGGAUCUUUGCAAAGCUGCAAACCGAAGCGAGGACGCGAUCAAGACUCUGCGAUCAAUAUGUACGAACAUGAUUGAGGAAGACGCCUUGGUCAAAGUGACGGCAGCCCUCGAUUCUCAACCUCCUAGUGUUGCUUGGGGUGUUGAUGAGAAGGCGCAGAUACUGUCCCGGACGCUGCGGUCCAUUGCUAAGCUUGAUCACUCUUGGAACGAUUGGGCGUUCUUUUUACCCGAGUGUGAGCGAGCUGCAGUACUCGAACACUUGAUGCAAAUUGUAGGAGAUACAGCAUCUCGAGGAGAGCCGCUCAAGUUGCAUGAUCCAUCUAUUCAAGCUCUUUUGCGAAUUUAUACUUCAGAACGCUUCCCUAUUCGACGCCUCCGGGUUUUGCUUCAGUUGCUCUUCCAGGCCAUUGGAGAAGAGAAAGAGAUGGAGCAGAUAACCCGGCUGGCUGAAGAGUCAAUGGAGCAACUGGACAACAGCGUUCAGGGCGAAGAUAGCUCGCUCGUCCGUUAUAUCCCGCAUCUCAGAGUAUUGCAGAAGUCAAUGUCGGCAUUGGCUGUCACUAACGCCCCUUUUCCUGUCUCUGCCCUAAGAGAUGCAGUUGCUUCAUGGAAAUCGAUGACAGAGUCCUGCUUGUCAAGAAAUGAUAUUUACGAGAGAAUCGAUAAUCCUGAUGGCCUUGUGACACACCUGCAAUCUGCCAGUGAAUUUGCUAGCCUUCGAGGCGAGCACAGUCUGCAGCUUGAGAUCCUGGAACUCUCGACACGCCUCUCCAAGAUCCUGGCGGAACCGACGUACAACAAUGUAAUUCUCAACCAUACACUUCUUGCGUCACAACAUCUCAGCAUUGGUCAUUUCGCUGAAGCUAAGGAAACACUCGAUUCCAUAAAGAAACUCUUGGAGCAAGCCGAGGGCGUCUCUCGUGGGCUAAUUGCUGGAUUUCAUCUGACCCAAGCGGAGUAUUAUUCUGGCAUCGGUAGCAUCGAUGAAGCAAACACUUCGUUGGCGGCUGCGAAAGCAAUCUACAACGGAUCGACCUCAUCUUGGGCUUUAUCAAAGUCUCAAGUGAACAUGUCUCUCGCUCUUAGCUCAUUCCUUGACUCGGUCCUUGCUUUGAAGCGUGGUGAAGUCCAGGAAGCUCUCACCUGCGUCAAAUCGAGCGUUCGAGUUCUCUCUCACGACUGGUCAAAGAUCGAAUCAUCUGUCUCCCGAGCUUCUAGCCCAAGCGUUAUGAGCGCUUCAACAACCAGCCUCGAUAGUGUCAAAGCAGGUGCCAAGCUUGGCCAGGUGAUUGGACCUCGAUUCUGGUCACUUGCGUUCCCUCUCCUGCGUGGUCUCCUACAUGUUUCCUCCGUAUAUGCUCACCUUGGCAUGUAUCAAGAGACCAUCUACUACGCAGAAUCUGCCCAAAAAAUUGCGGAAAGCACCGGAUCACCACUGUACCGUGCCCAAGUUCUGGCCUGGACAGGUUCUGUUUACCAUCGGGCUGGUAAGCUGAUCAAGGCCCUCGACUUCGGUAAUGAGGCUUUCGAGGAGUUGCCGCAAGAUAUUUCUGUCUCUCGAGUACAAGUUGCUUGUCAACUUGGCGGCUUGUUCCGUGACUCUGGCGAUGAAGUCAAAGCUCGCGAGCUACUUCAGCUUGCAGAAGAGACUGCUCAGCGUCUUGGGGAUCAUGGGAAAGUAUUGAGUAUCCAGAACGAGGCUAAGAAAACCGCCCCAGUUGCCGCCAAAGCACGAGCUGCGGCGACUACACGUGCCACGCGAACUGCUACUAGAACAACGAGAGCCAAAGCUGCUCCUGCUCCCGCCCCACGAACUCGAAAGCGGGAGACAACUGUCAAGACUCAACCUUCAACUACAGAGGUGUUGAAGUUACCAACGGAUGCAUACCAGGCUUCUCUGGUGGCUUCGGUCAUUCUAUCCAGGGCUUUAGGCUUCAUCAGCCAGAAAGACUGGGCUUCGGCCUUGUCGACUCUAGAGCAUGCGAAAGAACUGCCAAAGCUCUUUGGUACUCUUUCCCAAGAACAAGUUGUGACAGCGAUUUCUCUCAUCGGCCAUAGUACGGAGCAGAUGAUUCAUGAUCCUGUUUUCUCCGUUAUUCAAGAUUCAACCAUCUCUUUCCCAGCAAUCGCCGCUUCUGACAAGGCAGGACUCUCACUAAGCCAAACACCUCCCCGUAAAGGACGGGCAGGGGCAUCGGAACGAAAAGGUGCCAAGGAGGCGAGUGUACCUGCAUUCGCUGAAGCAUUGAAACGAGCUCAGGAGCUUCUUCUAGAGGCACACGCUUCGACUCUAUCAACUGCUAAUAGCACUAUGGUUCAUCGGAUCUCAGCUUUGCUCCAAAAUACCGUCAUUCUCCUCUCUGCCACCUCUACGACACAGUCCAAGGUGCUUGCUGGUUCGGGUUUCGCCACUUUCUCUGUUGACUUGGCCCGCAACGUCACCUGGAAGCGUGAGCAGAGUACGCUCCAAUACAAGGAAAAUGUCAAGUCGGAUGAUCCUGACUCUACAGACACUUCCAAACGCUCUAGCUUUGGACUUACAACGGAAAUGGCCAAGUUCCAAAAGAACUAUAUUGAGUUGGUACCUCAUAACUGGAGCGUGAUCUCUGUUUCUCUUAGCGACAAUCACCACGACUUGUGCAUCACUAAAUUCCGAGCGGGCCACAGUCCUUUCAUUAUUCGACUACCACUUGAGCGCGCCAAUUCUCGGGAUGCCGACUCAGAGAUCUUCAACUUUGAGCAUGGUAAGGAGGAGAUGAUAGAAAUCAUUCGCCUUGCUAACGAGACAAGCCACUCUGCCAGUCGAGACUUUAGCGUGAAGGGUGCGAAAGCUGCUUGGUGGUCUGAAAGACAGGCUUUGGAUGAACGACUUCAGGAUCUGCUGAGCACUGUCGAGACAACGUGGCUAGGUGGCUUCAAGGGUAUCUUCUCUCAGCACGAGCGUCGACCAGAUCUCCUUGCGCGCUUCCAAAAGAGUUUCCAGCAGAUUCUCGACAGCAACCUGCCCUCGCGAAAACAAGCCCGAGGCAAGAAGACGACAAAGGCAUCAAAGGUGUCUCUUGACCCUCGUGUCCUUGACCUCUUCAUCGGUCUAGGCGAUCCAAGCGAUCCAGACACUGACUACGAUGAGGCUCUUAACGAUUUGCUCUACUUUGUCGUCGACAUUCUUCAAUUCCAUGGAGAGCGUAACGCUUAUGAUGAGAUUGAUUUUGAUGCGAUGGUGGUCGAAACUUACGACGCACUGCGCGGAUACUACAAUGCAGUCAAGACGGGAUCAGACCGAGCCGAAGGUGCUCACACAGUUCUAGUCCUGGACAAGGCACUUCAUGCCUUCCCUUGGGAGUCAAUGCCUUGCAUGGAAGGUCUCGCAAUUUCACGCGUUCCUUCGCUGGCUUGCUUGAGACAACUCAUUACAGAAUCACACCCAUUGUCGGGCGACAAUAUUCCAAAAGAUGCGCCAGAAGGCCACUACGUUUCUGCUAAGCGAGGUACUUACAUAUUGAACCCUUCGAAAGAUUUGGUCAAUACCCAAUCUACCUUCGAGCCAAUUAUGAAGGGACUGGGCAAUUGGGACGGCAUUGUCAACCGUGCUCCAGAAGAAACUGAAUUCGAGAAAGCGUUGUCAGACUCUGAAAUUCUCCUCUACUUUGGACACGGAAGCGGUGCACAGUAUAUCCGAGCGCGAACUAUUCGCCGUUUGGAAAAGUGCAAACCAGCUACGUUCUUGAUGGGCUGCAGCUCAGCGUCGCUAACGGAAGCCGGAGAGUUUGAGUGCUACGGCCCUGUGUGGAACUACAUGAUGGCAGGAUGCCCAGCGGUAGUGGGCACGCUAUGGGACGUGACGGAUAGGGACAUUGAUCGGUUCGCGGGCCGAUCGUUUGAGGAAUGGGGACUGUUGCCCAAGGGCACGUUCAAGGAGGAUAAGCGAGCCAAGGGCAAGAGUCGGGCCCCGAGCGAGGACGAGACCACGACUGUUGAGUCGGAAGAGGAAGGCCAGGUGAUGCGCAACGUGUCACUAGCCGAGGCGGUUGCGCGGUCCAGGGAGGCGUGCAGGUUCAAGUAUCUCAACGCUGCGGCGGUGGUACUGUAUGGAAUCCCGGUGUACAUCAAGCACAGAGGUGACGAGUAA
Fusarium sp. VM40 is the source of this 6291-nucleotide messenger RNA. Lineage: Eukaryota; Fungi; Ascomycota; Sordariomycetes; Hypocreales; Nectriaceae. The record is from the annotation of a GenBank genome assembly.